Molecule: messenger RNA, 4168 nt
Organism: Chelmon rostratus (copperband butterflyfish)
Lineage: Eukaryota; Metazoa; Chordata; Actinopteri; Chaetodontiformes; Chaetodontidae
Gene: sema3c
Product: sema domain, immunoglobulin domain (Ig), short basic domain, secreted, (semaphorin) 3C
Exons: 17
Coding region: 1-2301 (766 amino acids)
Biological process (GO): semaphorin-plexin signaling pathway; axon guidance; neural crest cell migration
Molecular function (GO): chemorepellent activity; semaphorin receptor binding
Source: RefSeq, a predicted model, not a curated record
AUGGGCAGGCCGGAGGGGCGGGCCAGGCCACCUCUGGCGUCCGUCAUGGUGCUCUUCCUCCUGGUGCCCUCUCUCCUCUCCACCGGGGUCUUCAGCCUCCCACAGCCCCUGCCAAGAGUCUUCCUUUCCUUUGAGGACCUGCAGGCCUCCCAGUCCUUUGAACACUACAGUAUCUCAGACAAGGCCAUGGACUACAGGAUCCUGCAGAUGGACGAGGACCAGGACAGGAUGUAUGUGGGCUGCAAAGACCACGUCCUCUCCAUGGACAUUAACAACAUCACCCACGGCACGCUUAAGGUGUUUUGGCCUGCGUCCACAAGCAAGAUAGAAGAAUGCCAAAUGGCGGGAAAGGACCCAACGCACGGCUGUGGGAACUUCAUCCGGGUGGUGCAGCCUUAUAACAGAACGCAUUUGUUCAUGUGUGGCAGCGGAGCGUACAGUCCCGUCUGUGUGUACAUCAACAGGGGCCGCAGACCGGAGGAACAAGUAUUUCACAUCGACUCGAGGACUGAAUCUGGAAAAGGGAGGUGCUCCUUCAAUCCACAAGUCAAUACAGUCUCCAUCAUGCUCAACCAGGAGCUGUUCUCAGGCAUGUACAUUGACUUCAUGGGGACAGAUGCUGCCAUCUUCAGGAGCCUGACCAAGAGAAAUGCAGUGCGGACAGACCAGCACAACUCUAAGUGGCUUAGUGAGCCGAUCUUCAUCGACGCCCACCUGAUACCUGAUGGAACCGACCCCAAUGACGCCAAGUUGUACUUCUUCUUCCGCGAGAGGCUGACGGAUAACAGCGGAAACACUAAAAAUAUCCACACCAUGGUGGCCAGAGUGUGUCCCAAUGACAUCGGGGGGCAGCGGAGCCUGGUGAACAAAUGGACGACCUUCCUCAAAGCCAGGAUGGUGUGUUCGGUCCUGGAGGAAGACGGCACCGAAACUCACUUUGACGAGCUGGAAAGCAUGUUUUUGCUGGAAACGGAUCAGCCCAAGGGCCUGUUGGUGUUUGGAGUCUUCACGUCCACGAGCUCCGUCUUUAAAGGCUCGGCAGUGUGUGUGUACAACAUGGCCGACAUCCUCACCGUCUUCAACGGGCCCUUCGCCCACAGAGAGGGGCCCAACUUCCAGUGGGUGGCCUUCCAGGGGCGCAUCCCUUAUCCAAGGCCCGGAACUUGUCCAGGUGGAGCUUUCACACCUGACAUCCAGACAACAAAGGAGUUCCCGGACGAGGUGGUGACCUUCGUACGGAACCAUCCGGUCAUGUUCAACCCCAUCUAUCCAGUGGGGAGGAGACCCCUGGUGGUCCGGACCAACGCGGACUACAAAUACACAUCAGUGGCUGUGGACCAGGUCAUGGCUGCCGACGGCAACUACCAAGUGCUCUUCCUGGGUACAGACAAAGGUACAGUGCAGAAGGUGAUUGUGCUGCCAAGCAAUCACUCCCUGCAUGAAGAUCUGAUCCUGGAGGAGCUGGAAGUGUUUAAGAAUCAAGCUCCUGUUACAAACCUGAGAAUAUCCUCCAAAAAACAACAGCUGUACGUCAGCUCGGAGUUCGGGGUCUCGCAGGUCUCCCUGCACCGUUGUCACGCUUACGGCUCGGCCUGCGCUGACUGCUGCCUCGCCAGAGACCCCUACUGCGCCUGGGACGGACUCAGCUGUUCCCGCUUCUAUCCCACCGGCAAAAGGCGAAGCAGACGGCAGGACAUUAUGCAUGGAAAUCCUCUCACUCAGUGCAGAGGAUUCAACCUAAAAGCCUACAGAAACGCGGUGGAGAUGACGCAGUACAGCGUGAAAAACAACACCACCUUCCUGGAGUGUCUUCCCAAGUCUCCCCAGGCCUCGAUUCGCUGGCUUAUUCAGAGGGACAACGACAGGAGGAAAGAGGUGAAGCUGAGCGACCGCGUCCUCUCCACGGAGCACGGCCUCCUCAUCCGCUCCGUCCAGCUGUCCGACCAGGGCCUUUACUACUGCCUGACCACGGAGAACAGCUUCAAACGCACCGUCGCCAAGAUCCGCCUGAGAGUGCUGAGCGAGGCCAUGGUGAGCAUGCUGACGGACAAACAGCAGUCGCCGUGGGCCUGGGCCAGCUCGUUGCACCCGAAGGUCCUGUUGGCAGCCUUCAGUCCUGCGGAGAGCCUGGCCGUCCAACAGUACUGCAAAGAGAGGAAGGAGCUCCAGAACCUGCAGCAGAGGCAGCAGCAGCAGCAGCCUCCGCCGCCUGGACCUCUCAGGGGGGACCUGGCCAAACUGAAGCCCCUGCUGGACCGGAGGAAGAGCCGCAACCGCCGCAAUCACCUCCCGGAGGUCUGACACAGGGAUCAGGCUGCUGCAGAGACUGACGCACACACCUCCCUCUGUUUCUAUACCCAGAUCCUCAUUUUCCAACCCUCAUCUCAAACUGCAGAGCUGCACUGUGGCAGCACAGUCAAACGAGGAGGUGGGCGCGGGGAGUUGUUAUUCGCAAAUAUCUCUCUUUCUUGCAUGAGGCACUGUGACCAGAUGGCUGUGACAUACACCAGUACCCACUCACAGGCACCCACAAGCCGUUCAUCACAAACCGAAGUGGCCCUGCUGUGAGUGCCACUCAUGAACUGUGGUCUCAGGUGAUAUUGCUAAUAAUUCACCACGAGAUGCAGCUGUGAUAUUGUCAUAUCUUAGAUAUUAGAGGGGAAAUUGGACUUGCUGAGCUCUCAAUGGGUUUGUCCACAAAAAGAGGAGGUCAUGGUGGUAAAUAAAGGUGAUUUGAAAAGGGACAAAAAGGGAGACGGAUGCAUGUUUGACAGUAGCUGUGUUUCCAUCCACGUGUCAACUUUUGAAAUGUCGCAAAAAAAGAAAAGAAAAACAUGCAAAUUAGGUGCGUUUCCAUCAAUAGAUGAAUAAACUACACUACACAAAGCUUAGCUUGUCAGAAGUUGGCAGUAUAGGCAACAUUACGCAUGGCUGUAAUAAACAGAGUAGAAGAAGUAGAGGUUGUGAAGCCAACUGCCGAUAAGCCUGAAGAAGAAACACAACCAGUCGCCUUGGCGAUCUACAAGAGAAAAAUGAAGGGCAGCAGCUUCUUCUUCUUCUCCUCUCAGAGUGGAAACAGCUCGUCAGUCAUGUAAGUCAAAAACGUCAAAACUUAAUGGGAAAAGGUGUUUCCGCCUCCCAGUAUGCACAUUAAUAGAUACACGAACCAGAACCAGCUUUCAUCCACCUUUUCUAACGCGAUACUUUAAAAUGCGCAUAAAAAUCCGUUGAUGGAAACACGGCUGGCGAGUGCCCUCUCUGUGUAUUACACUCGUGUUUUAUUAGGUCCUGCUCGCAUUUCUAUUUUUACUUUGAACUAACAAAAUUGUCUCUGUUCAGUGAGCUGACAUGCAGGGUCAUUAAAAGUGGGUUGAUCGACAGCAGCUCUGUUCAUACGACGUCCCCGUAGAGAGUGCUGUGUUACAAUGCUGCGAGUUAAAAAUGGAUUAGUUUAAAAGGCCAAACUUGACAUGCAGUGCUGAAGUAAUAGUAGAAAAUGUCAGUGUGAGCUGCAAACAUCUCACAUCAUCUCUCCUGUAUUUAUUCCCAUUACUCGGACGUACAUCAUGCAAGAGAAUGUGCCUCACUGUAAUUCAGCUGCAUAUCAUAUCGUACGUCCCUUGUUUCUUGCACAGAAGCAUGUUUAUAGAAAUUCAUGAGUAACGUAGGAGUCUCUUAAUCCGUGCCGGGAUUAGAUUUCAGCAACCAAAUUAGCAGAUACGCACAUUUUAGUACAAGCUGGAAAUACGGAGUUUACAUGAUGAGGUACAGCAGAUGCUGAGACAUGACAGUAUCCUUCUCUGGAUCCACAGUUUCCACAUUGUUUAUGACAAAGUGGACACUUUUAAUUCAGUAAUAAUCAGUGAGGUACAUCAUUUGUGAAUAGACUUUUUUUUUCCGAAGCGUAGUUAAUGUAGAUAGAGAUUAUUUGUUGCUUGUGUACAGUAUUUUUUGUUCGUUUCAUCCUUUUUAAUUUAAUGUGGUGCCCGGUUUUGUGGAAAUGUUUUCAUUGUGUAUAUAAUUUCAUCAUACUUCACCAGCUACGACUGUAUCUGCAAAUUGCAGAGAUAUACUACAGUAUUAUUUUCAUUUUGAGAAAAGACUUUCCAGCUGUACCUUCCCUCAUACAGAUCUCUGCUCCACGCUGAAUAAAACUGUGUGACCAGCA